AUGUUCUCUGACCAGAUAGCAACAGUUCACAUUGGUUUUGAUGACGACUGGAAGCCUCAGGUGAUUGUGCUGCCCAUACCUGUACCAGUCUUUGUGCCCGUGCCCAUGAACAUGUACUGUCAGAAAGUCCCGGUGCCUUUCUCCAUGCCAGUCCCCGUCCCUGUGCCAAUGUUUCUGCCCACCACCCUGGAGAGCACAGAGAAGAUUGUGGAGACCAUUGAGGAGCUGAAGGUGAAGAUCCCUUCCAACCCUCUGGAAGCUGACAUCCUAGCCAUGGCGGAGAUGAUCGCUGAGGCCGAAGAGCUGGACAAAGCCUCUUCUGACUUGUGUGACCUGGUGAGCAACCAGAGUGCCGAGGGCCUCCUAGAGGACUGCGACCUCUUUGGGCCGGCCAGGGAUGACGUCCUGGCCAUGGCGGUCAAGAUGGCCAACGUCCUGGAUGAGCCGGGACAAGACCUGGAGGCCGACUUCCCUAAAAACCCCUUGGACAUCAAUCCCAGUGUGGACUUCCUCUUCGACUGCAGCCUGGUGGCCCCCGAGGACGUCGCUGCAGAUCCGGACUUGCCUCGCGCGAUUCGCAAGGGCCAGAAGCGCCUGGUGCUGUCGGAGAGCUGCUCCAGGGACUCCGUAAGCAGCCAGCCCAGCGGCUCAGUCCUCAACUCCUCCUACGGGGUGAACGCCUGGAAGAGCUGGGUGCAGGCCAAGUACGUAGGGGCCGAAACCAGCAAGGGCGACGAGCUGCGCUUUGGCCCCAAGCCCAUGCGGAUCAAGGAGGACAUCCUAGCCUGCACGGCGGCCGAGCUAAACUACGGCCUGGCCCAGUUCGUCAAGGAAAUCACCCGGCCCAACGGGGAGCGCUACGAGCCAGACAGCAUCUAUUACCUGUGCCUGGGGAUCCAGCAGUACUUGUUGGAGAACAACCGCAUGGUCAACAUCUUCACCGACCUCUAUUACCUGACUUUUGUGCAAGAACUGAACAAGUUGCUGAGCGGAUGGCAGCCUUCGGUCCUGCCCAAUAGCACGGUCUUCUCCCGCGUGGAAGAGGAGCACCUCUGGGACUGCAAGCAGCUGGGCGUCUACUCCCCAUUUGUGCUGCUCAACACCCUCAUGUUCUUCAACACCAAGUACUUCGGGCUGCAGACGGCCGAGGAGCACAUGCAGCUCUCCUUCACCAACGUGGUGCGGCAGUCGCGCAAGUGCACCAUGCCGCGGGGCUCGGCCAAAGUCGUGAGCAUCCGCUACUACGCGCCUGUGCGGCACCGGAAGGGCCGAGAGAGCAGCCUGGGCAAGCGGAAGAGAGAGGAGGAGGCGCCGGUCUUGGAGCAGCGGGAAAACCGCCUGAAUCCCUUGCGCUGCCCGGUCAAGUUCUACGAGUUCUAUCUCUCCAAAUGCCCCGAGAGCCUCCGCAGCCGCAACGACGUCUUCUACCUGCAGCCGGAGCGCUCCUGCAUCGCGGAGUCCCCGCUCUGGUACUCGGUCAUCCCCAUGGACAAGAGCAUGCUGGAGAGUAUGCUGAACCGUAUCCUGGCCGUGCGUGAGAUCUACGAGGAGCACAGCCGUGGGGUGGGAGGCCUGGAUGACGACAUGGACUGACCCGGGCGGCCCUCGCUGUGAGAGAAGGUGGGCUCCGGUGCUGCUCCCCCCCAUCCCCGGCUGCAGGGACCGGGGGUAGCUCGCCCGUCAGCCCUUCCCUUUCUGGAGGACAGGCAUAAAGGACUCGGCCACUGCCUCUUCCACCCUGGCAAUGGUCCUCUGGUGUCUCCGCCCUCCCCACGCUUCUUGGGGGUCCCUGCUUGGCUGGCCUCAUCACCUGGUCUCUCUCUCCAGACUGGCAGGGAAGGGGGCGCAGGUGGCUUCUGGACUUAGGGGUAGAUCGAGAGCCCUUCCCUGGAGGGAAAGGAGGGAGGGAGGGGGGGUGGCUCCCAAGGGCCCGUUCUCUUGUACCCCCUGCCCUUCCGCUGACAUCUGGCCCCGGCCUGCUGCUCUUCCUCCAGGGGCUCAGAGGCUGCCUCGCACCCAGGUCCCCCCUCCCUGUCUCUGUGUGUGGCGUUGAGCUCUGAGCUAUGGCUGGUGGUGGUGCCGUUUGUUGAGCCUGUAUAUACAUUGUCCUGGCCCAGCCCUGCAGUGUCCGUGUCUCCAGUGAGCCAGUUGUGGGCCUCGUUAUCGCGUUGUGAUAUACUGGACGUUCAGACCCGGCCCCCCACCCCACUCCCCUGCGUCUCUCUGGAAAUCAUUCAUUUCAAAUAAAGGCAGAAAAAGCUC
This is a messenger RNA of Thamnophis sirtalis, 2262 nucleotides long. NCBI's taxonomy places the organism in Eukaryota, Metazoa, Chordata, Lepidosauria, Squamata, Natricidae. The record is from RefSeq and is a predicted model, not a curated record.